Messenger RNA from Psylliodes chrysocephalus, 758 nucleotides. Lineage: Eukaryota; Metazoa; Arthropoda; Insecta; Coleoptera; Chrysomelidae. The record is from the annotation of a GenBank genome assembly.
UCAAAGAAUUAGAGUGAAUCAAACAUAUAUUUCAUCCAUUAUUGUAAGCAACAAACGACAUUUCUGGCCAAAAAUUCAUUACUUCUAUAUAGUACAGUUAUUCCAGUUAAUUACAAAUUAAAAGAAAAUAUCAAUAAAGCUAUCAAAACUACAGCUAAUAUAAAAGGACUCAGUAUUGCAAGAGCUUUAAAAACUGCAUAGCAAAAGAAAUAGAUAAGCUUUUUGGCUCAGCUGAAGUUCAUAUCCUAGCAAUGGCUACAGUGUUAGACCCAAGGUUUAAAAAAAUGUUUUUCCGAGACCCAAGAAGCUGCACGAAAGCUGUUGAGUUCAUUAGUGCAGAGAUAUACGAAAUUACAUUUAAUCUGCAGUAACAAGCAAGAAUGGGUGAACCUACCACUAGUACAAGCGACUCCGAAUUAAGUGUUAAUCUGUGGGCCCUCCAUGAAAGAUUAGUGGCACAAACAGCAGUGGAUUAUGACGUGCAUUUAAGCAAAAUGACCCGAUAUUUGCGAUCACCAUUGAUGCCGUUAAAUACAAACCCAUUGGAGUGGUGGAAAACUCAGAAAAACACUUAUCCAAAAUUAUCAAAAGCCGCUAAUGUAUAUUUAUCGACAGUGGCUACUUCUGUUCCUGCAGACAGGUUAUUUUUUAAGGCAGGACAGACGAUUACGGACCGCAGAAAUAGGAUUUCGGCCAAGAAAUUAAACAAAAUUUUAUUUAUGCAGUCCAUAGAUAAAGUUUAUUGGCAAAAUAUUUAG